Syzygium oleosum is the source of this 1209-nucleotide messenger RNA. Its product is annotated as early nodule-specific protein 2-like. Bases 1 to 1209 code for a protein of 402 amino acids. The transcript has a single exon. Lineage: Eukaryota; Viridiplantae; Streptophyta; Magnoliopsida; Myrtales; Myrtaceae. The record is from RefSeq and is a predicted model, not a curated record.
AUGUCUCGCCUCACGUACUUCCUAGUCCUCCUUGGAGUGGUGGCUUUCGUCGCCACCACCAUCACGGGUGCCCGUCUCGCCUCCUUCAGGGGUGAUGAGCGAAAGCCACCAGAGGAGGAAGGACCAUCGCAUCACGACCACGACCACGACCACGACCACGACCACGACCACGACCACGGUCACGAUCAUGACCAUCCUCCUCAUCGUCAUGUCCUAGAGGAUGAUCAUCGUGAGCGUCCUGGCGAACACAGGGGCGAUGAGCGAAAGCCUCCGGAGGAGAAAGGACCAUCGCAUCAUGACGGCGACCACGGCCACCCUCCUCAUCGUCAUGCCUUAGAGGAUGGCCAUUGUGGUUGUCCUGGCCCCUGUGAUUGUCCUGGCCAUCCUCCUCAUCGUCAUCUCUUAGAGGAUGAUCAUCGUGAACGUCCUGGCGAACACAAGGGUGAUGAGCGAAAGCCUCUGGAGGAGAAAGGACUGUCACAUCACGACCACAACCACGAGCACGACGGCGACCACGGCCACCCUCCUCAUCGUCAUGCCUUAGAGGACAGCCACUGUGGUUGUCCUGGCCAUCCUCCUCAUCGUCAUCUCCUAGAGGAUGAUCAUCGUGAACAUCCUGGCGAACACAAGGGCGAUGAGCAAAAGCCUCCGGAAGAGAAAGGACCAUCACAUCACGACCAUGACCACGACGGCGACCACGACCACCCUCCUCAUCGUCAUGCCUUAGAGGACGGCCAUUGUGGUUGUCCUGGCCAUCCUCCUCAUCGUCAUCUCCUAAAGGAUGAUCAUCGUGAACAUCCUGGCGAACACAGGGGCAAUGAGCGAGAGCCUCCGGAGGAGAAAGGACCAUCGCAUCACGAUCAUGACCAUGACCACGACCACGAUGGCGACCAUGAUCACCCUCCUCAUCGUCAUGCCCUAGAGGACGUCCAUUGUGAUUGUCCUGGAGGACACAAGGGCAAUGAGAGAAAACCUCCGGAAGAUAUGGGACCAUCACAUCGCGACCAAGACCACGGUGGCGACCGCGACCACCCUCCUCAUCGUCAUGCCCUAGAGGACGGUCGCAAUAAGGCUCUUGGCAUACACGGUGGUGACGAACUGAAGCCUCCGCAUGAAAAAGAACCACCACACCACAAGGGAAAGCCGCCACACAUGGUGGAGAAGCUUAUUGCUGGUCGACCUCGCAAAGGCCGUCCUCCUCUCAAUUAA